Messenger RNA from Empidonax traillii (willow flycatcher), 1762 nucleotides. RefSeq names its product solute carrier family 25 member 48 (gene SLC25A48). The coding region runs from base 57 to 920 and encodes 287 amino acids. Gene Ontology annotation, molecular function: transmembrane transporter activity. Lineage: Eukaryota; Metazoa; Chordata; Aves; Passeriformes; Tyrannidae. Gene Ontology annotation, biological process: transmembrane transport. The transcript has 7 exons. Gene Ontology annotation, cellular component: mitochondrion. The record is from RefSeq and is a predicted model, not a curated record.
GGACCGCGGGGAUCCCGCACGGCGGAGACACCGCCGGGGACCCCCCCGAGCGCAGCAUGGGCAGCCUCCAGCUGCAGGACUUCGUGGCCGGCUUGGUGGGCGGAAUCGCCAGUGUGGUUGUGGGCCAUCCCCUGGACACGGUCAAGACUCGUUUGCAAGCUGGACAAGGAUAUGGAAAUACACUCAAGUGUUUUCUCACUGUGUACAGAAAUGAGUCUGUGACUGGCUUCUUCAAGGGCAUGUCCUUCCCCAUGGCCACCACAGGGCUGUACAGCUCGGUGGUGUUCGGGGUGUUCAGCAGCACGCAGCGGUUCCUGAGCCAGCUCCGUCACGGGGACGCGGCCGCCGCGCCCUCGCUCGCCGACAUGACCGUGGCCAGCUCGGUGGCAGGGUUCGUCUCCGUGGCCAUUGGAACUCCCGUGGACCUGGUAAAGAUAAGGCUACAGAUGCAAACACAGCCCUACAGCAAAGCAAACGUUAAACUAAAGCCCACAGCUCCUGGAUCUCCCAUGUACCGAGGCCCCAUCCACUGCUUUUGGACAAUCCUACGGAAAGAGGGGGUAGCAGGAGUGUACCGAGGCAUGGUGGCGAUGCUGCUGAGGGAUGUUCCCGGGUACUGCGUCUACUUCAUCCCUUACGCAGUUUUCCUUGACUGGGCGACUCCCGAGGGGUGCAUUUCUCCCAGUCCCUUCUCUGUCUGGCUGGCAGGGGGUGUAGCAGGAGCCAUUUCCUGGGGAUUAUGCACUCCAAUGGAUGUUGUGAAGAGUCGACUUCAGGCAGAUGGAGUUUAUUUAAACCAGUACAAAGGAACCCUUGACUGCAUCUUGCAGAGCUACCAGAAUGAGGGCUUAAAACAAACUUUGCUUCAGUUAAAUGUGAGUGGCACAGAACGAGGAUCUGCAAUUUUAUUGAGUUGCUGAUAGAAACAUCAUCUUCUGACACUGAAAUCAAUCUGUGUUUGUCAUCAGGACAUCAUGUGGCCUCUUAGCUCCAAAGUGCUGAUUUUCACGUUCUGAGAGGGGCGUAACAACCUACAGACAGAAAAAUAACCUGCAAAAUCACAAGUCAGUGUGAUUUCAAUAUUUGCCAGCGUGCCUCUGUGUUAUGCCAGCUGUCACAGGAGCCUGUGCUCUGGUUCAUUUUUUGCCCCUGCCUGAAGAAAGUCACACUGAUGUGAAGCAAAAACACCUGGAGAGAUGCUGAGGGCAGUCCAAGGAGGGACAGGGUGCCCAGGCUCUUCAUUCCAUUUGGUGUGCACUUACACAGCAAAACAUGGGGUGGCUGAAAAGGGCCUUUCCACGUGUUUUCCCUUCUCUCUCCAUCCUCAUCACCUCCUUGUCCUGCCUGAAUAUGAACAGCCCCGGUGCUUGGGGGUUUUGGUUGGAGGUCUGAGCUGCCUGCAGAUUUUGUGUUGUCCCACCUGGCACCCGCAUCAAAGCCAGCAACAGGAUUGAGUAAUAGCUGAUGGCAAGACUGGAUCCUGCUCUCGUGAGGAAAAUCUUUUGAAACGUUGGGAGCCACACCACUGACAAACAGCCAAAGCAGGGCUGGAUGUUUUCAUUCUGGGACAAAGGAACAGCACUCACAGUGCUGGAAAUAAUUGCCUGAUGCACACAAAGAAAUGUAAAUAUAACCCUUAUCUUUUUCCACAGCCAGGUGUGUUCAUUCUGAGGAGAGAAAUGUAUGCCUCUGGGCUUUUCAUCCUAAAUCUUCAUUAUUAUUUAACUCGGUUCUCUUUUGUUACUUUAUGGAUAAUUCAAAA